Molecule: messenger RNA, 1353 nt
Organism: Ostrea edulis (European flat oyster)
Lineage: Eukaryota; Metazoa; Mollusca; Bivalvia; Ostreida; Ostreidae
Exons: 1
Coding region: 1-1353 (450 amino acids)
Source: RefSeq, a predicted model, not a curated record
AUGUGUGUCAGUACGGAACACAGAAAAUGUGAAAGUGUUGAUGCUAUAAAGAAAACUGCUGAGACUCUCAGAGAGAUUCUUAGUCAUAAUUUCGACAGCCUGUCUGAAGACAUACAUAUUCUUGAAAACAAAUUAGUAGAUGCAAAGAAGGAACAAGAAAGGUUCGUUACAGAAAUGGAUGAUAAAGCAGACCAGAUUACAGAGAAUACCACGAGAGAAUUUCGGGUUGCUAUCGAUCACUUGCAGCAUCUGCAAAAUGAGUAUCUAACAAAAAUGGCUACCGCUGUAAAGAGAAAUAAAGAAAAAUACGAAAAAUGCAUAGACACGCUAUCAGAUGGAAUUCAAUGCACAGAUUACUGUUACAGAAAUAUUGAGGAUUGUAGAAAAAGUCAGGAUGACAUCGAUAUGGUUGUGAAGUACUAUAAAAGCAGAAAAAUAUUUGAACAACUCAAAAAUUACGAAUUUACACAAAUACGCAUAGGGCUUAAGGAAGGAAAGGAUCCUAUUUUGGAAGAUAUCAUGGAUCUUGAAAGUUUUCCUGAUGCAGUAUUUUCAGAGUCCCUAUUUGAUGUCAAGUCUGAUCUGAGAAGAGUUGAGUUAUCUUUAUUAAAUCAUUUUAGCAUUGAUGCAGGCUGCGUACGUGAUGGUACGUUUUUAUCAAAUGGAGAGUUCGUUCUAUCAUGGCUGUCGACAAAAAGGCGGGGUUGUAAAAGGAGCAACAAUGGUAAAUGCUUCUUUUAUAACAAAGUGUUUGCGUGCACAAGAUCCAUUGACUUGUCUUCAGAACCUUUCGGUCUGUGUGAAAAGGCACGAGAAUUAUUAGUGGCAUGCCACGGUUCAAGAUCCAUUGAAAGGGUAUCACUUUACUCUUAUUCCAAAUCAUCAAAUAUGAUAUUCACCAGUCUUCACAAAAACUUUGGAAUAGCAAAGAAGGAUGCUUACUUAUACUGUGCAUGCAAUGACAAAAUCGUGAAGAUAAACGAGUAUGAAAGAUUAAUGAAAGAGUACAGUGUAGAGACUGGCGUGAAGCACAUCGUCGCCACGAAAAACCACAUUAUAUACAGUAACAGAAAAAAACACGUCGUAACAGCGAUUACAGAUGGAGGUCAAACCGCGUGGACAUACGACAGUCCACAUCUUAAAUCUCCGUGUGGCCUUGAUACGGACUCUGAUGGUAAUAUCUAUGUCGCUGGUAAAUCCAGUGACAAUGUCCAUGUGUUGUCCGGUGAAGGCAAAUUAAUUCGACUUUUUGAGGACAUUCCGAGACCAGACUUUAUGAAAAUAAACAAAGCGAGAAAUACAUGUUGCGUGUGUAGCAAUCGAAAACACAUCAAAGUGUACCAAUUCAAAUAA